Molecule: messenger RNA, 1101 nt
Organism: Lactuca sativa (garden lettuce)
Lineage: Eukaryota; Viridiplantae; Streptophyta; Magnoliopsida; Asterales; Asteraceae
Source: RefSeq, a predicted model, not a curated record
AGAAAGCGUUUGAUUCUACUGGUACGGUUUUUAAAAGCAGGGCAGCUCAGUAGCCAUUUGAAAUCGUAGCUGAUAAAACGCCGUCGUUUCAAGGGAGUAGAUAGAUCUUCCCGUUCGAACAUUCUCGAAAUCGGAAAAAUGGAGAGGAACACGCCGGUCAGGAAGCCUCACACUUCGACGGCAGAUCUGUUGACCUGGUCGGAAAAUCCUCCAGCUGAUUCACCGAUGACCGGCUCCGCCGCUCGAUCCUCCGCCCGUUCUCACCAGCCGUCGGAUGGGAUCAGUAAGGUUGUGUUCGGAGGUCAGGUUACCGAUGAAGAAGUUGAGAGCUUGAACAAAAGGAAACCAGUUUCCGGCUACAAAUUAAAAGAGAUCACCGGAAGUGGUAUAUUUGCAAGUAACGGAGAGAAUGGUGUAGAAGAAACCGAUUCUGCAACUCACACCCCAUCUAAUCCAACUAGCAUACGCAUGUAUCAGCAAGCGGUUGUUGGAAUGAGUCACAUUUCAUUUGGAGAAGAAGAAACAGCAUCUCCUAAAAAAUCAAUAUCCGAAGCUAAACAACGAGAACUAAGUGGAACAUUAGAGAGUGAAUCAGAAGCAAGGUUGAAGAAACAAAUUUCAGAUCUAAAAAACAAAGAGCUUAGUGGACAUAAUAUAUUCGCACCCCCGCCCGAAAUCCAACCCCGCCCGUUAGCUGCCCGAGCUUUAGCUCUCCGAGAAUCCAUAACCAUCGGCGAAUCCACUCCACAUAAUAGUAACGGGGGAGAAUGUGUGGUGAAGACAGCGAAGAAGAUUCCGAAUCAGAAACUGACGGAACUUUCUGGAAACAAUAUAUUUAAAGGAGAUGACACGUCAGCAUUGGUGGAGAAGCCGUUGAGUUCCGCGAAGCUACGGGAAAUGAGUGGGAGUAAUAUUUUUGCGGACGGGAAAGCGGAGUCGAGAGACUAUUUAGGCGGUGUUAGGAAGCCACCUGGCGGUGAGAGCAGUAUCGCGUUGGUGUAAUUGUUAGGUUUUGAAUUUGGAUUUGACUAUCUGGUUUUUAUUUAUUUUAUUUAAGGGUUAAUGACUUCUUUAUGCAAUCAAGUUAUGUGUUUUUACUUA